Molecule: messenger RNA, 1728 nt
Organism: Ectocarpus sp. CCAP 1310/34
Lineage: Eukaryota; Phaeophyceae; Ectocarpales; Ectocarpaceae
Source: the annotation of a GenBank genome assembly
AUGGCGUCUACGGCGGCAGCGGCGGCAGAAGCGGCUGCUGCGAACUCUUCCGGAGAGAAAGUGGCAUCGGUGUCAACGUUGGCUUCCGCAAGGGUGGGUUUGGUGGCAGUAGCAAAGUCCUCCGCAGAGGCAACGGCUGCGGCAGCGACGGGGGCUUUCGUAGUGACGGCCGAUUCCUCCUUAGAUGCCCUAGCGGUGGCUCCGACGAAGGCGAGAGUUGGUUUGGCGGAGGCGGCGAAGUCCUCCGCAGAGGCUUCGGCGGCGACAGCGACAGAGGCUUUCGUAACCACGGGCAAUCCGUCCGCAGACGACGGGGCGGCGGCUGAGGCGAAGUCGGAGGUGGGUUUGGCGCCGGCGGCAAAGUCCUCCCGAGGGGCAACGGCGGCGUCAGCGACAGGGGUUAUCGUGACCACGGGCAACUCCUCCUUAGAUGCUGUGGCCGCGGCUAAGGCGAAGGCGGAAGUGGGUGUGGCACCGGAGGUGGAGUCCCCAAGAGAGACUGCCGGCUGGGGUGAAGGCGGAGGUGGUUUUGGCGCCGGAGGCGGAGUCCCCCGUAUAGGCAACGGCGGCGACAGCGACGGGGGCUGCCUUCGAAGCACGGCCAAAGCCUCCGUAGAUCCAAUAGCGGCGACUGAGGCGAAGGCGAGAGUGGGUUUGGCGGAGGCGGCGAAGUCCUCCGCAGAGGCUACGGAGGCGACAGCGACAGAGGCUAUCGUGACCACGGGCAAUCCCUCCGUAGAUGACGGGGCGGCGGCUGAGGCGAACGGCGGGGCUAUCGUGACCACGGGCAACUCCUCCUUAGAUGCUGUGGCCGCGGCUGAGGCGAAAGCGGAAGUGGAUUUGGCGCCCGAGGCGGAGUCGUCCGGAGAGGUAACGGCGGCGAUAGUGACGGGGGGGUUCGCAACCAUGGGCAACUUCUUAGAUGCUGUGGCGGCGGCUGAAGUGAAGGCAGAGGUGGGUUUGGGGGCGGCGGCCAAGUUCCCAACAGCGAAGGCGGCGGCGGCGGCGGCGGCGGCUGCUGCUUUCGUAGCGAUGGCAACGGCGGCACCUGCUUUCAUAACGAUAGCCAAAUCCUCUAAAGAUGCCCUGGUGGCCGCUCCGGCGCAGGCGGGGGUGGGUUUGGCGGCGACAGCGACGGUUGCUUUCGUAACGACCGCCGACUCGUCGAUAGAUGCCCUGGCAAGGGCUCCGGCGGAGGCAGGGGUGGGUUUGGUGGGGGCCGCGAACUCCUGCAGAGAGGCAACGGCGGCGGCGGCAGCGACGGGAUCUUUCGUAGUGACGGCAGAUUCCUCCUUGCACACCCUGGCAGCGGCUUCAGCGGAGGCGGGUGUGGGUGCGGUGGCGGUGACGAACUCCCCCGCGGAGGCCGCGGCGGCGGCGGCGGCGGCGGCAGAGGCGGAAGUGGAGGCUGCGGAGGAGCAGGUGGAGGCGGCGGCUUUUGCCGCGACCGCGACCCUCUCAGCAGAGGCGGCCGCUUUCACGGCGAAAUUCACAGACGCCUUCGCGGCGACAGCGAAUUCCUCCGCAAACAGGGCGGGCGGCGGUGGCGGUUGCCUUCACGAUAACCGAGAACUUCAACUGAGAUUCCCCGGCGGCGGUUGCGGCGGCGGUGGUGACAUGGGCUGCGAUUGUCGCGGCGGUGGCGAACUCCUUCGCCGAGGCGGUGGCCUGGGCUAUGGCGGAUUCCCGCAGAGACCACGGCGGCGGCGGUGGCCGUGGCUUUUCUGA